AUGCCCAAGAAUAGGAAGAAGCAUGUGGGCCGUUCCAAAGUUCAACCUCACACAAAGAAGUUCUUGAAGGACAGUGAAAAAGAAACCAUUAUUCAACUUGAUUCAGAGGGUUUGGAUGUCGAAUCAAUAUCUGAGAUAAUUAACCAUACCACAAGACAAGUCAGAGAAUUCCUUAAGCACAUCAAAAAUGGUAUCAAAAACAACUUUUCAAUUGAACAAGACCUCAUUAUAAUGUCUCAUGUUAAAAAUGGAGAUAUUUCAGCAGCAUCAAUUGCGAAGAAAUUGCAGGACAAGGAUUGGUGGAUGGUAAGAAAUAGAAUUAAGUUGUUUAGACGUAAAUUUCCUGAUUUUUCUUUAUUAACUCAAAGUGAAGUUGUUAGAAUACUCCACCAAAACGAGAAACCUAACGAACUCGAUGAUGCCAUGAGUCUAGAAGGUGUUUUUGAUUUUCCAGAUGACGGAUUGUGGUGA
Molecule: messenger RNA, 471 nt
Organism: Trichomonas vaginalis G3
Lineage: Eukaryota; Parabasalia; Trichomonadida; Trichomonadidae
Exons: 1
Coding region: 1-471 (156 amino acids)
Source: RefSeq, a predicted model, not a curated record